This is a messenger RNA of Penicillium diatomitis, 675 nucleotides long. RefSeq lists its product as uncharacterized. Gene Ontology annotation, molecular function: protein kinase activity; ATP binding. The annotation marks the transcript as partial. NCBI's taxonomy places the organism in Eukaryota, Fungi, Ascomycota, Eurotiomycetes, Eurotiales, Aspergillaceae. The record is from RefSeq and is a predicted model, not a curated record. The transcript is spliced from 3 exons. Gene Ontology annotation, biological process: protein phosphorylation.
GCUAGCCUCUCCCAGGUGAAGGACGGUUCGUGGAUCCGCUUAUUCCAGCUUGAUGUGGCCCGGUCAUUGGCUGCGCAACUCGUCCUUGUUGUGAAUUAUCUAAAUGGUAAUCCGCUUCCUCCUGGUGUCCUAUCCCACAGCGUUGCAUCUAUAUGGCUGGGGCAAGCAAGUGAGAAAAUCACACUUACAGAAGCCAGAAUCUUGCUUUCAGAUUUUGGUAAAGCUUUUUUAUACUUAAAUAAACAGAAAUACGAAUCUCGUACCCCCCUAUUAUCCGUCCGCCCGAGGCUCGGUUUAAAUCAGAUAAGCCUUUGUCUUUCUCAUCGGAUAUCUGGACUCUCGCCUACACUAUAUGUUCUAUCGUCGCUUAGCAGCCAUUAUUCGAAGAGGAAGUGGGAGGCUCGACGAUAUAGUUUUUCUGAGGAUAGCAUGCCAAUGAACCUUAACCCUUUCCGAUCUUGGGAUGAUCGAUUUGAGGAUAGUAUGCAACAGCCUAGGCGAGAUAAUGGGAUGCCGUUAUUUGACGCAAGGGAUAGGGACGCUAUCUUCGAUAUGCUACGGCCGAUGCUCUCAUUUAGACCCGAGAGUCGUCCAACUACCCAGCAGAUCCUCGAGUCAGAAUGGAUGGUAAAAUGGGCUUUACCUGAAUAUAGCAAGAUCAACAAUGAUAUGUAG